Messenger RNA from Tinamus guttatus (white-throated tinamou), 2957 nucleotides. The record is from RefSeq and is a predicted model, not a curated record. Lineage: Eukaryota; Metazoa; Chordata; Aves; Tinamiformes; Tinamidae.
UGUAUAGAUGAGAACCUGGACAUGGUGAAGUUCCUUGUCGAAAAUGGAGCCAACGUGAACCAGCAGGACAACGAGGGCUGGACCCCUCUUCAUGCCGUGGCAUCGUGCGGCUACCUGAACAUAGCAGAGUACCUGAUUAGUCAUGGAGCCAACGUGGCUGCUGUGAACAGUGAAGGUGAAGUCCCAUCUGACAUCGCGGAGGAGGCAGCCAUGAAGGACCUGCUGCUGGAACAAGUAAAGAAACAAGGUGCAGACCUAGACCUGGCAAGAAAAGAAGAGGAGCAGCAGAUGCUGCAGGAUGCCCGACAGUGGCUGAACAGUGGGAGAAUCGAGGAUGUAAAGCAGCCUCGAACGGGCGCCACGGCCCUUCACGUGGCUGCGGCCAAGGGCUAUUCCGAAGUCAUGAGGCUUUUGAUCCAGGCUGGCUUUAAUUUGAACGUCCAGGACAACGACGGCUGGACCCCCCUGCACGCUGCCGCGCACUGGGGGGUGAAGGAAGCUUGCUCCAUCUUGGCGGAGGCCUUGUGCGAUAUGGACAUCAGAAACAAGCUGGGCCAGACGCCGUUCGACGUGGCUGAUGAGGGACUGGUUGAGCAUUUAGAAAUGCUGCAGAAGAAACAGACUGUGCUGCGAAGUGAGAAGGAGACGAGGAAUAAACUAAUAGAAGCGGACAUGAACGGCAAGCCUCAAAGCAGGCUCUUCACAAACAAAGAGAAGAUUCUUUAUGAGGAAGAUAAGCUGAAAUCCAUGGAAAUGGAGGAAGAGAACAAGGACUCUAGCAGUUCCAGUUCUGAAGAAGAGGAAGAGGAAGCUGAAGAAGACGAAGUUUCAGAAUCAGAUGCUGAAAAGGAGUCAGUGAGGAAGGAAGAGUCCUUUGCCAACCACUCCAGCCAUGAAACCAGGCCUACCAUCACUGAACAAAUACCACCGCCGGAGCCCAACUCCUUCACUGCAUCUGCCAGAAGAUUCAGUUGGCUCAACAAGUCAGAAGAGCAGAAGGAUGAGUCACCUUCCUCCUGGCGGUUGGGUCUGCGGAAGACGGGCAGCCACAACAUGUUGAGUGAAGUUGCUGCUACACGUGAGGCCCAGAGAGAUAAGAGUUCUUCUAUCUAUCGUUCUUCAUCCAGUCCUCGGAUAUCUGCAUUAUUAGACAACAAAGAAAAGGAUAAAGACAACAAGAGCUAUCUUGCCACGAUAGCCCCCAGAAGACUAAGUAGUACAAGCGAUAUAGAGGAAAAAGAGAACAGAGAAUCAGCUGUUAACCUGGUGCGAAGCGGCUCCUACACCCGGCAGCCCUGGAGGGAGGAAUCGAAGGGAAAUGAAGCCCCCAAUUCUAGUGCACCAGCCACCUAUGUGUCUACCUACUUGAAAAGUGCUUCCUUUGGUAGAAGUAGUGACCUCAACAGUCCCUACAUUUCAAGCAGUCGCAAUACAUCUCUAGCUACCUCACCCACUACCAUUGGUUCAUCUACCUCAUUGGGCACCCCGUGGCAACCUGGCUCUUCCUGCCCCACAUCUCUCGGUGCGAACACUACUGCAUCCGCCCGCCACUCGACCAGAGCCCCUUUCAGGCAACAAACUGAUUCUGCUGUAGAGAAAAAUACAGAGGGCAUCUCUGCUAGCACCCCCCUAGGUGUAAUCACAAAUCGUGCUGUACUCGGCUCUGCCAAUGGUAUUGCCAAUGCCGGUGCUGUCUCAACUACAGGAAAGGACUUCUCAGCUGAGGAAGCCAGGGAGCGCAGAAGGUCAUAUCUGACUCCGGUGCGGGAUGAGGAAGCAGAAUCCCUGAGGAAGGCACGAUCCAGACAGGCCCGACAGACUCGCAGGUCUACACAGACUGUCUAUCGGCGAUUAAGGUGCCCAGGACAGACAGACAAACCUACCACACCUGUAUCUCCCUCCACAUCAGCACCUCUCCUUUAUACAAGCUCUUACCUGACUCGAACAAACAAGUAUCUGGAUCUUGACUCUGUAAAUCCAGCAGACUUCAGAAGUGCAGCCACGGAGAUGGAGAAGAAUGAGUGUGAAGAUCAAGACUUAGACGACAGGUCUCCAAACAAACAGUCGAUCCGAGAGAGGCGGCGGCCCAAAGAGAGGCGAAGAGGCACUGGCAUCAUUUUCUCAACAAAAGAAGAUGAUGAUGAAGUUGAUGGAAACGAGGAGGUGAAGGAAACUCGGCAUGAAAGACUUUCCAGGUUGGAAGCAGCUACGAAUCCCACCACGAGCGACUCCUCCUACGGCGAUCGCGCUUCCAGCCGCUCCAGUGCCUACGCGCGGAGAGAGAACCGCUUAGCCUCCCUCAGCGCCAGAACAGAAGAGGAGAGUAACAGGGACUACAAAAAAUUAUAUGAAAGUGCCCUGUCUGAAAAUCAAAAACUUAAAUCGAAACUGCAGGAAGCCCAGCUUGAGUUGGCCGACAUCAAAUCAAAGUUGGAAAAAGCAGCCCAGCAGAAACAGGAGAAAACUUCUGACCGAUCUAGCAUGCUGGAGAUGGAAAAACGGGAGAAGCGAGCCCUGGAGCGGAAACUCUCUGAAAUGGAAGAGGAGAUGAAGAUUUUGACAGAGCUGAAGUCGGACAACCAGCGGCUGAAGGACGAGAAUGGGGCGCUCAUCCGGGUCAUCAGCAAGCUCUCCAAAUAGGAAGCCCGAGCAAAGGCAGGACGAGGAGGGGUGUCCUACACAAGCUGCCAACCCUGCCACCAAGCCCUCCCCAGCCCUCUUCCUCCUGCCCAAAGUGCAGCGAGCAUUUCAGCCAUGGGAUCAAUGUGUCACGCCUGCCUCGCCCUGCCCUUUGCUGUGCAUUCCCCUAUUGCCCUUGCUUCCCCCACAACACACGCCCUUGCCAUUUUAUUAUUUUUAAUUUAAGCACGUCGUGGUAUCUCGGACAUUUUACUCGGGGGAGAAGAGAAACGUCAGGACUGGGUUUGAGCUGCCAAAUUUUUUUCUUCCCGAAGCCC